GCCCAACGUGACACACCAACAGCGUGGUGCUUGGCUUGGAACUUGCAAACUUCCUGUGGAUCGCAUGGAGAGGUACACGACGGAAACGGUGCUGGCGAAGGCACUGUAUGGUGAUGUCGUGCUCGCAGUGGACACGUUGACAGGCUCCAAGGUCGCGAUCAAGCGCAUGCACCUCGACGCAGCGACAAUGCGAACAUCCAUCCAAGGAAUCCCGAUCGCGGAAGACAUUGUGAUGGAGAAACAAGUGAACCGCGCCGUGAGCGGCGGAAGCGAUGGAUGCCAUCCAUACAUUAUGCGAAUGCUUCGCGACUUUGAAGAAGACGGAAUGGGCCACUUCGUCUUUGAGUUCUGUGCAGGCGGCGAACUCUUCGAACAGACUCUUCCCAUGGAUACGAUGGCGGUGGCGCGCAUUUUCCGUCAGGUCGUACACGCCGUCAAGUUUCUCCAUGAUCGCGGCUAUGUCCACCGUGAUAUUUCCCUGGAAAACGUCCUCCUCGACGCAAAUGGCAACGCCAAGUUGUGCGACUUCGGCCUCGCUACGACGAUCGACGAGCGAUCCAACCACAUUGUGGGCAAAGCUUUCUACAUGGCACCAGAAAUGUACCUGCGUCAAGGGUAUAUGCCGGCGCCGGUGGAUGUGUGGGCGCUGGGCAUCAUGCUCCUGAUCCUGUUGACGGGCGCCCCGCCAUUUGCGCGCGCCAACGACUCGGACAACGUAUUUCAGUACGUGAAACAGCACGGGAUCACGUCCGUGCUUCGCGCAUGGAAGGUCCUCCACUUGGUCCCGCUACCGGCGCUUGACCUGCUCGAAAAGAUGUUGGUCGUGGACCCAACCAAGCGGCUGUCGAUGGACGGCCUGUUGCACCAUCCGUUCCUGCGGGAGAACCUGCAUCUCGUGUCCAUGCGCGGUCGUAAGCGCAUGAUUGUGCGCAAGUGGCUUGCCAAGAUGCGUCGCCGCCUCCAUCACAUGCUUCGCAGCGUCCUGCCGUCCAUGAAGAACUCGCCGGGGGUCGUUGGGAUCUGACCACCGACGCCAUUACCCAAAAAUUAGACAAAUUGUAGACCGAAAUGAAAUAUCAAAAUAUACAUUUAACUAUAUAUAUAUAAAGGCAUCUCUCGU
Aphanomyces invadans is the source of this 1120-nucleotide messenger RNA. RefSeq names its product serine/threonine protein kinase. Bases 65 to 1024 code for a protein of 319 amino acids. NCBI's taxonomy places the organism in Eukaryota, Oomycota, Saprolegniomycetes, Saprolegniales, Verrucalvaceae. The transcript has 3 exons. Gene Ontology annotation, molecular function: calcium/calmodulin-dependent protein kinase activity; calcium-dependent protein serine/threonine kinase activity; calmodulin binding. Gene Ontology annotation, biological process: intracellular signal transduction; peptidyl-serine phosphorylation; protein autophosphorylation. The record is from RefSeq and is a predicted model, not a curated record. Gene Ontology annotation, cellular component: cytoplasm; nucleus.